CGCUCUAGCUUCGUCCAGAGAAGUCGCAGUCCCUGCCUGGUUCCGGAGCCCGCGCCCCGGCGUCUGCAGUAGCUUACCCUCCGCGCUGUCCUGCAGCUACCCACUGCCCUUUGCCGCCCACCAUGGCGCUGCUGCACUCCAGCCGCGUCCUCUCCGGGGUCGCCGCCGCCUUCCACCCAGGCCUUGCCGCUGUGGCCUCUGCCAGAGCCAGCUCCUGGUGGACUCAUGUGGAAAUGGGACCCCCAGAUCCCAUCCUGGGAGUCACUGAGGCCUACAAGAGAGACACGAACAGCAAAAAGAUGAACCUGGGAGUUGGUGCCUACCGUGACGACAACGGCAAGCCCUAUGUGCUCCCAAGUGUGAGGAAGGCAGAAGCCCAGCUUGCUGCAAAAAAUGUGGACAAGGAAUACCUGCCCAUUGCAGGGCUGGCUGAAUUUUGUAAGGCAUCUGCAGAACUGGCCCUGGGUGAGAACAACGAGGUGUUGAAAAGUGGCCGGUUCGUCACUGUACAAACCAUUUCUGGAACUGGAGCCUUAAGGAUCGGAGCCAACUUUCUGCAAAGAUUUUUCAAGUUCAGCCGUGAUGUCUACCUGCCCAAACCAUCCUGGGGAAAUCACACACCCAUCUUCAGAGAUGCUGGCAUGCAGCUACAAGGUUACCGGUACUAUGACCCCAAGACUUGUGGCUUUGACUUCACUGGUGCCAUGGAGGACAUUUCUAAAAUACCAGAACAAAGCAUUAUUCUGCUGCACGCCUGUGCCCACAAUCCCACAGGAGUGGACCCUCGCCAAGAACAGUGGAAGGAAAUAGCAUCAGUGGUGAAGAAAAAGAAUCUCUUCGCGUUCUUUGACAUGGCGUACCAGGGCUUCGCCAGCGGUGAUGGUGACAGGGAUGCCUGGGCUGUGCGCCACUUCAUUGAACAGGGCAUUAAUGUUUGCCUGUGCCAGUCAUACGCCAAGAACAUGGGUUUAUACGGAGAGCGUGUCGGAGCCUUCACUGUGAUCUGCAAAGAUGCGGAUGAAGCCAAAAGAGUGGAGUCCCAGCUGAAGAUCUUGAUCCGUCCCAUGUAUUCCAACCCUCCUAUCAAUGGGGCCCGGAUUGCCUCUACCAUUCUCACUUCCCCAGAUCUGCGAAAGCAAUGGUUGCAAGAAGUGAAAGGCAUGGCCGACCGUAUCAUUAGCAUGCGCACCCAGCUGGUCUCCAACCUCAAGAAGGAGGGCUCCUCCCACAACUGGCAGCACAUCACUGACCAGAUUGGAAUGUUUUGUUUCACAGGCCUAAAGCCCGAGCAGGUAGAGAGGCUAACCAAGGAGUUCUCAAUCUACAUGACAAAGGAUGGCCGCAUCUCUGUGGCAGGGGUCACCUCUGGCAAUGUGGGCUAUCUUGCCCAUGCCAUUCAUCAGGUUACCAAGUAAUCUCCGGAUGCAAGGAACAGAGACAACCUUUCUGUCCUCAGCCUCUGCUGAUGUGAGAUUGACAUGCAGGAGGAGGGAGGGUGGAUGGUGGUGAGUGGAUCAUUUCUUUCAACCACAGUACACAACACUCAACAGCUGAAUGUGUUUCUCAGAAAAGAACAUGUAGCAAAAUAGUGCAGAGGCAGGGUGGCUGGUCUGGGACUUGUGGCUGUAAACCAAACUCUCCCCCAUUCUUUUGUCUCCAACUUUUCUAAAAGAGUUUACACAUGUAAGGAAGUCACAGCACCAAAAAAAAAACCUGUAUUCAAGAGAUUGCAAUAUUUCAGAAGCUUUAACGGAAGCAUCAUGUUGUUUAAGGGUUUCCUCUGUGGGCCCAGCAUGAGACAUAGCUCAUAUUAGAAGCCAUGAGAGAAGACCUAGGCUGUCAUUAACAGUCACUAACUCACAUUUGUCCUCCGUGGUGGAACCUAAUCAACAGACCAGAUUAUACUUUACAAAAACCAAUGACUACAAAAACCACUGCAGCAAGGAAAGUAAUACAUGCUGUUUCCUGGCUUAUUUAAGAAAAGGAGAGAGAAGACUCACCUCUUUAUCAUUGUUAUACUUUUCUUUAGGCAUGAAGACAUACCUAGCCAGAUUUUCACUCCAUGCUGCUGUUUGAUUGGUCAUCGACCCUGUCAGGAUUUAUUUCAGAAUAAAGAACAUAAUUCUCAUGCCAUUCCUUCUCCUUUCUUAGCGAAGAAUAGUGGAGAGUAGGCAACUGCACUUUACUUCAGUGUCUGCUUCAGGGGCUGUGUGCUGGUCCCCGCUGGCAUGUUGCCUCUGCCGGCUGGCUGCUUCCUCCCCUAGUGUGGCUGCACAGCCACUCACCUCAUUGCCAGCUGGGCAGUGCAGGGUAGCGUCAGAAAAGAAGAUGCACCUCACCCUUUGGAAGGUAGCCACCAUCCGCUCUAAUCAUGUAGACUUACUACAGCCUGGUUUCUCUGUUACAAUAAAAUUACUGUAAACCCAA
This is a messenger RNA of Cavia porcellus (domestic guinea pig), 2427 nucleotides long. It is a transcript of the gene Got2, whose product is annotated as glutamic-oxaloacetic transaminase 2. Gene Ontology annotation, biological process: biosynthetic process; L-aspartate catabolic process. Lineage: Eukaryota; Metazoa; Chordata; Mammalia; Rodentia; Caviidae. Gene Ontology annotation, cellular component: mitochondrion. The record is from RefSeq and is a predicted model, not a curated record. The transcript is spliced from 10 exons. Gene Ontology annotation, molecular function: L-aspartate:2-oxoglutarate transaminase activity; pyridoxal phosphate binding. The coding region runs from base 123 to 1415 and encodes 430 amino acids.